Molecule: messenger RNA, 2652 nt
Organism: Myxozyma melibiosi
Lineage: Eukaryota; Fungi; Ascomycota; Lipomycetes; Lipomycetales; Lipomycetaceae
Product: glycosyl hydrolases family 31-domain-containing protein
Exons: 2
Coding region: 87-2534 (815 amino acids)
Biological process (GO): carbohydrate metabolic process
Molecular function (GO): carbohydrate binding; hydrolase activity, hydrolyzing O-glycosyl compounds
Source: RefSeq, a predicted model, not a curated record
CCACGCGCACCCCACGCUUAUAAUAAAAUGUAUACCCCGCCUUCUCGCCCCUCCUAGAAUCCCUUGAAGCACCACAAACACCAAUCAUGAAGAUCUCUCAUGGAUGCUGGCAUCCCGCCCCGGACACUAUCAUCGAUUGGGCCGUCGAAGUUCUGAAGACUCGAGUCUCUGAAGAUGAGCUCUACGCCGUGACUUGCUCGAAGCCCAUCAACUUUCGUGGUGAUACUCUCAACAACCCCACUCUCUCGCAUAGCAUCACGUCUCCUGCAGAUGAUGUUCUCUAUCUCUCGUCUACCCAUUGGAAGUCUCAGACCUCGACAGCCCUCGGCCCUCAUUUUGAACUCUUCCCUGACGGCAAGCCGGAAUCAACUCAGCCUGUGAACGUAUCUAAGACAGAUGAGUCGGCCACGUUCUCCAAGGGCCCGCUGUCGGCAGAGCUUGACAUCCGCUCAAAGUCAUUCAACUUGGAUUUCUACGCGAAGAGCGCAGAUAAGAAGACUCUUCUCACCAAGCUCGGAUGGCGGUCUGUCGGAUACGUCAAGCAAGGAACGACUGCGGCUCACCCCAAGCUCAACUACACUGAGCCCAAUCGUGGUAAACGAUACGUCACUUAUCAGCUGCAGUUGGGGGUUGGUGAGAAGAUCUACGGACUCGGAGAGCGCUUCGGUCCGUUUGUCAAGAAUGGACAGAGCAUCGACAUGUGGAAUGAUGACGGCGGUACGGGAUCCGAGCUUACCUACAAAAACAUUCCGUUUUUCAUGUCCUCUAGAGGAUACGGUAUCUUCAUCCCCUCCUCCUCGCUCAUCUCAUACGAAAUCCAGUCGGAACGCACUACCCGUCUCAACAUUGUGAUUCCUGGAGAACAGUUGUCUAUGUACCUCAUCUAUGGACCAUCGCCAAAGUCGAUUCUUGAAAAGUACACGAUGCUUACUGGUCGUCCUGCUCUGCCUCCCAAGUGGACGUUUGGCUUGUGGCUGAGCACAUCGUUCACUACUGAGUAUGACGCAAAGACUGUAAAGGGAUUUCUUGACGGCAUGGAUGAGCGUGAUAUCCCAGUCUCAGUCUUUCACUAUGAUUGCUUCUGGAUGAAGGGAUUUGAGUGGUGCGACUUUGAGUUUGACAAAGACUACUUCCCGGAUGCUGCCAGUGAUAUCAAAUCUCUCAAGGACCGUGGCAUGCAUGUUUGCGUAUGGAUCAACCCUUACAUUGCGCAAGAGUCUUCGAUCUUUGACGAGGGUGCUGCCAAGGGAUACUUUGUGAAGCGCGGCGAUGGAAGCGUUUGGCAGUACGACUUCUGGCAGGCUGGUAUGGGAUUCGUCGACUUUACGAAUCCUGAUGCGUGGAACUGGUACCAGGAGAAGCUUGCAAAACUUAUUGACCUAGGCGUCGACUCUUUCAAGACCGACUUUGGCGAGCGAAUUCCUACCGGCGACGCUGUCUAUUUUGACGGAUCUGAUCCUGAGAAGAUGCACAACUACUAUCCGUUUCUGUACAACAAGGCCACGUUCGAGGUAGUAGAGCGAAAGCUUGGCAAGAAUGAGGCGGCAGUAUUUGCUCGGUCUGCGACUGCAGGUGUUCAGCGAUUCCCUGUCCAUUGGGGAGGUGAUCCAUACUCUACAUUCGAGGCCAUGGCUGAGACCCUUCGUGGUGGUCUUUCCUUGGCUCUCUCUGGAUUUGGCUAUUGGGCUCACGACAUUGGCGGAUUUGAAGGUAACCCGGAUCCUGCUCUCUACAAACGCUGGAUCGCCUUUGGACUCAUGUCGUCACACUCGCGCCUUCAUGGCAGUAACAGCUACCGUGUUCCGUGGCUCAUUGACUCUACCGGCGAGGCAGAUAAGGUGCUUGCUAAGUUUGUUAAGUUCAAGCACACAAACAUGCCAUAUCUCUUUUCUCAGGCUCGUAUUGCGCACCAGAAAGGAACUCCUAUGCUGCGAGCCACAUUCCUGGAAUUUCCGGACGACCCUUCAUCAUGGACUGUUGACACACAGUAUUUCUUGGGUUCGGAAAUUCUUGUGGCGCCUGUUUUCACCGGCGAAGGCGAGGUGCAGUACUACAUUCCUGAGACUGAAGGCAAGUGGUAUGGUCUUUUUGACGGCAAGAUGCGGUCGUCCGGGAAAUUCGUCAACGAGGUUCACGACUUCUUCUCGAUUCCUGCUUUGCUGCGACCUGCGGGAGCUAUUGUUCGCGGUUCUGUCGACGACAAGGUGGACUAUGACUGGGCCAGCAAUUUCACUCUACUUGUCAACGCGUCCGGAAAGGUGGAGGGAAAGACUGUCAGUAUUCCAGACUGGAAAAACACUGCCGGUGAAGACAAAGUAACGCUCCAGCUCACAAUUACUGAGUCUGAGCUCGCAGUUGAGGUGGUCAGUCUUGGUGAGGAUAUUUUGGGUGCCUGGUCGCUGAAGAUAGUUGCGGUGGAUCAGACCGGAAAAGCUGCCGUCGACGGUGCCGAAAUUGCAAUUUCCAAAGAGUCUGACUGCGAGUUUGUUAUUCCUGUAUCAGCAGGUGCACGAAAAGUGACUGUGUCGUUCUAAUUUGUUGCAUAAUUCCGACUGAAAUCCAGAGGAUCAGUUGACAGCAUUCUUUUAUUUACUUUGAUUUGAGUACUAUAGAUUCAUUUAUUAACAUAAUAUCACAUAAAUCGUUCUCUGC